This is a messenger RNA of Adineta ricciae, 1371 nucleotides long. NCBI's taxonomy places the organism in Eukaryota, Metazoa, Rotifera, Eurotatoria, Adinetida, Adinetidae. The record is from the annotation of a GenBank genome assembly.
AUGAAUACUGGUAAACCGUUAGUUUUCUGCUUGGAUAAAUCGAAUAAUUCGAAUUUAAAGCAAUGUCUUUACAACUUUACUCCUCGAUUUUUUACUGAUAGUAAAUAUCUUCUCAAAAGUAUUGUCGUCAAUGCCAAAGCAGAGUUCAUUGUAUCAGCGCUGAUCUUAACUGGAGAUUUUCAUACGAUUAAAGAUAUUCUUAAUAAUCCAAACAGUCAUUCGAUGAAAUCGUUUAUAUUUUGUCAAAAUCUCACUCGGCAAACAUACGAAUCGCUAAUGAAGGAGUCAAUCGAUCGUAUUAUUGGCCUCUUUACGACAAUUGAAGACUUAAAAGAUGCAUUAGAAGAUGUUCUAAUAAAACCAAUCGCUGAACGACAAUUGGUUCGUUUGAUCACCAACAAUUUAGAAUCGUAUUUAUGGUAUGAAUUUUUAAAGCAAACGGCAGCAAAAAUCGAUACCGUACCUCUGAAGCAACCAGUUGAUGUUGCAAAUAUUAACCGACAGAUUGAGUUCGAUCCAUUGUUGACUCUUUAUAAACUACGUUCAUCGAUUCGUGAUCUUGAACAACGAACGAGUGUGCAAAAGAAAGUUUUCUACGGUACAGUCGUCAAGAAAGAGUUAAUUGACGCGUUGGCAUCUAAUACGAAUAAUCUUAUGUCAUUUAAUUCAUUUGUACAUCUUCAAGCACAUACGCGACCGCUUGACGCACGUCGUCAAUCAUUGCAAUGUUGUUCACGUCGGUUCAACGAAGUAUCAGUUCUAUUCGAGCUCGAAUUAGCUGAUCAACCAACAUUUAAAAUCAUUCGGAUCUUCAAUUCGGCGAAUGAUAAAGAUCUUUGGGUUGUUCAAUUAGUUGGUACACACGAAUGUGUUAAAAUAUCGAAGCAAUUUUCUCGAACCAAACUUAUGACAAGUUCGUUAUUUCAAUGGGAACAACCAGAAAUUCUGUUCGGACAGAUUUUAGUUGCUAUGACUGAAAUUAACAAAGCGUAUAGUUAUUUUUUCGAUACUAUCAUUAAUCGAUAUGAUCAGCUAAGUAAAAUUUACACGAAUGUUCAUCGUUUAUGGAAGGAGGAACAGAAGUAUAACGAAGUAAUCGAUCUUAUCGCAACAGAAUUUCAACAAAUCAAGCCAUUGAAUGCAUUGAACAAAAACACGACAAAAAGGAAAGAAGAAACAACGUAUUUAGAAUCGGAAUUCGAUUCCACCUGGGAAACACCAAUUACAUUACAAGAUGAAAAGAAAAUCAAUGAUCUUCUACCACCCAUAUCCUAUCGAAUGGAUAAUGUUCUGUGCAAAUCAAAUACACCGCAACUAGCAUUACCAUCGUCAUCUUUAUCAACACCGAAACGAUGUUGUACAUUAUUUUGA